AUGGACACCACCAAGCACGAUUACUCUCCCGUAGCCUCGUCAGAUAUAGAAGAGUCCCGAGCCUCGGAUGAGCAGCUGCAGGCCCCCCAUAGACAGAAUGGACGAUCCUUUUACUGUCAUUACACUCUCUAUUCCCUAUUAUUGCUAUCAAAUAUUGUCCUCUUUGGUCUCUGGUGGCGGGCUACUCUACUGAGUGAGGUGUGCGUACGACCAAAGUUAUCUUAUUCCCCUGCAAAGGAUGUCAUAUUCUACGAAAAGAGACGUCUCAAACGCGAUAUCAAAGAUAACGUCUUCACCGGCGACCCUCGACCCGAAUUUGACGCAGCAUGGAAACAUCUACUAGAGCCCAUGACAAUCAACAUCACCUCAGAAGAACUCACCAACCUCCCAGACCCAAGCAUCGCCUUCAAAGAUGGAACCGGCUACAUCGCAGAAUUAGCCGUGUACCAUGAACUCCACUGCAUCAAACGCAUCCGUCGCCACUUCCACCUCGACCGGUACUAUCCUAAUAUGACCGAAGAUGACCGUAUCCGCGAGGAGGCUCACAUCGACCACUGUCUCGAGUACUGGCGCGAAGCAGCCAUGUGUCGGGGCGACACGACCCUCGCGACUUUCCGCUGGGUAGACGGACUACCGUAUUCUCGGGUGUAUAGCGAUCACGAAUGCGUGAACUGGGAGGCGCUGGAUCAGUGGGCCAGAUCGAGGAUGGUGGAUAUGAGUGACUAUGGGAUGUUGGUGCAGUAA
Aspergillus pseudotamarii is the source of this 744-nucleotide messenger RNA. RefSeq names its product oxidase ustYa family protein. Lineage: Eukaryota; Fungi; Ascomycota; Eurotiomycetes; Eurotiales; Aspergillaceae. The record is from RefSeq and is a predicted model, not a curated record. Gene Ontology annotation, biological process: mycotoxin biosynthetic process. The coding region runs from base 1 to 744 and encodes 247 amino acids. The transcript has 4 exons.